Molecule: messenger RNA, 2635 nt
Organism: Zophobas morio
Lineage: Eukaryota; Metazoa; Arthropoda; Insecta; Coleoptera; Tenebrionidae
Gene: nan
Product: transient receptor potential cation channel subfamily V member 5
Exons: 15
Coding region: 1-2451 (816 amino acids)
Biological process (GO): calcium ion import across plasma membrane
Cellular component (GO): plasma membrane
Molecular function (GO): calcium channel activity; protein binding
Source: RefSeq, a predicted model, not a curated record
AUGGGUAAUACUGAAAGUAAUGUCACCAGCGGGGUGAAGAAACAAGCCGGUGCUUCGAUUUUACCGAUUUAUAAAUUAUGCGAUCUAAAAGGAGGAGGUUUGCUCGUGGAAUUAAUGAAGCGAGCAACCCAAAAUAAACAAUAUGCAGAACUGGACCAUGCAAUUAAGACGAAGGUAGAACAUUUUUUGUAUAACAAAGGGGCAGGCCGAUAUUUUGCAAUAUCUGAUUUGGUGUUACUGAGGAAUAAAGAACGACCUCGUCACAAACUGCUACCACCGCUGCGAGCCAUGGAAAAUCCCGACGAAUUCGAAAUCGAUGAUGAAGGACCAGAAGUAACUGAAGAAGAGUAUCAAAAGAAUCCUCAUCUGUAUCGCCAUAUUUGCUGGAAAAUCAAGGAAAGAGGAGCAGUGGGAGAAAGCAUAAUGCAUCUAUGUUUACUAAACGCAACUUCUUUGCAUGCUGACAUAGCUAAAAGAUUGUUACGUUUUUACCCAAAACUCAUCAAUGACAUUUACAUGUCGGAUGAAUAUUAUGGUGAAAAUGUUUUACACAUAGCUAUAGUUAACGAAGAUCCUUCCAUGGUAAAGUUUCUUUUGGAUUCUGGGGUUAACAUUCAGGAACGUUGCUGUGGCAAUUUUAUGUGUCCAGAAGAUCAAAAGUCAUCUCGUUCGGAUUCUCUUGAUCACGAAUGGGUCAAUGUUUGUGCCGAAACAAAUUAUGAAGGAUAUGUUUACUGGGGUGAAUAUCCUUUGACAUUUGCUGCAUGUUUAGGACAAGAAGAAAGUUUUCGGUUGAUGUUAGUUAGAGGAGCAGAUCCUGAUGCUCAGGAUACUAACGGCAAUACUGUUUUACACUUAUUAGUAAUUUUACAAAAAUUGGAGGCCUUUGAUAUGGCCUAUGAAGUUGGUGCAAAAUUAGCAAUUAGGAACGUAUUAAAUCUUACGGCUUUAACACUAGCUGCAAAACUUGCUAGAAUUGAUAUGUUUUUUCAUAUUUUGAAUCUAGAACGAGAGAUUUAUUGGCAAAUAGGCAGUAUUACCUGUGCCGCGUACCCACUAUCACAAAUAGACACCAUAGACAUGGAAACGGGCCAAAUCAGUAAAACAUCAGCCCUAAAUCUUGUUGUUUUUGGCGAUAAGGACGAACAUUUAGAACUGAUGGAUGGAGUUCUAAUAGAUUUGUUAAACGCAAAGUGGAACACUUUUGUAAAAUUCAAAUUCUACAAGCAGUUUUUUACUUUUUCGUUUUACUUUAUAAUCUCACUCAUAGCUUUCACUUUGCGCCCAGGACCACCACCAAGCAAAGACUUUGCACACUCAAAUACAACCAACACAACAAACACAUCACUACUGCAUCACCAUACACCCGAAAAUAUGAAAAAUCUUACCAGAAUCAUUAACAGUACAAUAAAAUGGGAGAACCUCACCUCCAUACCAAUUUUAAAAAAAUCGGAUGACGACGACGACGAAGACAGCGACGUAGAGGAGUGGUGGGACAAUUUACAAGAAGAGUGUCGUUUGAUGCAGCUCACUGAAGCUCAAGACAAGAUUAGAUUAACCGCUGAAAUUUUAAUAGUUGUGGGAGCUUUCACGUAUUUAGCUUCGGCGAUUCGAGAAGCCCGUUUUCUAGGAGGACGCAUGUUUUUCGAGAAUUUGAUGACGGCACCUUCAAGAGUUAUGUUUCUUUUUUCGUGCAUUUUGAUGUUAAUUGUUCCUUUCCUUAGACUAGCGUGUCUAGACGAAAAAGAAGAUAUCGUGACGGUAGUCAUCAUGUUGACGACAGCUCCCUAUUUCUUGUUUUUCUGCAGAGGUUUCAAAACCGUUGGCCCUUUCGUGGUGAUGAUUUACAGAAUGGUGAUGGGUGAUUUAAUUAGAUUUGCUUCAAUUUAUCUUGUAUUUGUUAUGGGCUUCUCUCAAGCUUUCUACAUUAUAUUCCUGUCGUUCGACGACCCAAAAACUCCAGAUGACGUCGACGAUUCAGCCACCAAUCCCAUGUCAACACCCAUAGAGUCCAUCAUGGCAAUGUUUCUUAUGUCGAUGACUAAUUUCGGAGACUAUUAUGCUGCUUUUGAACGCACAGAUCACGAAUAUGAAGCAAAGGUGUUAUUUGUUGUGUUUAUGGUAAUCGUUUCAAUUUUGCUCAUCAACAUGUUGAUUGCUAUGAUGGGUAACACCUACCAAAAAAUUGCCGAAACGAGAAACGAGUGGCAAAGACAAUGGGCACGAAUUGUUUUGGUCGUUGAAAGAGGAGUAAGCCCUGCUGAACGUUGGAAACAGUUGAUGGUGUAUUCACAACCUAUGUCUGAUGGUAGAAGGGCUUUGGUUUUACGACUAAAUCAAACGGACGAAGAUAAAGAAGAAAUGAAAGAAAUAUUAGAAAUGAGACGCAGACAUGAACGGCAUAUUAAAAAGAGGAAAGAGAAGUUGAAGGAACUUAAUAAAACAACUUAGUUGUUUCUUGUUCCUACUAUAAGCACCACUUUGUAAAAAUUAGAGCAGCAGUAGUAACGCUUAAAAUUAUAUCUAAAUUAUGCUUUGCAGUGUUGUAUAUUUCUUUUACUAGUUACUGCUUAGUGUUUUGUCAAGUUUAAAUGUUGCCAAUAUAAUACUUACUUUAUACUCGCAUAAACGCUUC